AUGCCUGCUGAAGUCGACGCAAAGCCCAGAUCCAAGCAUCGAAAAUCUACUUGUGCCGGCUGUCGUAGAAGAAAGUCGAAAUGCGACGGCAAAACACCCAAGUGUACAACAUGCAUAGCCUACAAAGACGAGUGUCAUUAUGACAAGCCGCCAUCACUGGCCUAUGUGCGAUCACUGGAGGAGGAGAACCACGAGUUGAAAGCCCAGUUGCGGCAAGCCCAAAACCAAGUCUGGUUGAGUAGAGUACGGACGCUUUCUCCGGCCGUGCUCCUCGCUUGUAUUAACCUCCACCAGGCGUCUCACGAUGAGAAGAAGCCCGUUUCCGCUUCACCUGCCAGUGAUACAGCGACAUCACAAAGCUCAAGCCAACUUGCGCACCGCAGUCGUCAAGUCAAAUGGGAGACCGACAUCAGCAUGGAUGAGACGGGAAGUGUCACGUUUCACAACUCGACCUCUCCCAUCUAUGAACCUCCCAUGGCACAACACCAUCCGUCCACGCCGGUUUCUCAAGCCCAUAUGAGUGGAACCGUCCAAGAUGACCAACGUGUGCGGCGAGAUCUAAUCCUGAACGCUACCCACCAGAGACAGAUCGAGAGCUUUGCGAUUGCAAACGGCGCAGCCAAAGCCAACGUACCGAAAGAGAUUUCGCAGGAGUUGCUCAAGUACCACUGGUGUUGGAUGCAUCCUCUGUUUCUCUUCGUUUAUAGACCUGCAUUCACGCGAGGAAUGGCCAUGGUGAAUUUGAACACCCCGGGUGCCCAAGAUCCGCCUUACUUUUCAGAGACACUGUUGAAGGUUAUUUACGCCCAUUCUGCACGGUUUCUCAACCACGACGUGUAUCAGGCCCAGUAUCGAAAUGUCCUCCGUCACCAAAGUCCCAUGGCUGCUGGCCUCACAGCUGGAGAGUUCAUGCAAAAGAUUUCCGACGAAGCGAGGUUUGGAUUGGCCAUGGACAUGUUGGAAAGCAGCUCCAUCCCCACGAUCCAAGCCUUACUGCAGCAAUCCGCUCGAGAAGUGCUGUUUGGACGGCCGUCGCAAGCCUGGACGUUUUCCGGCGUCGCCUUUCGCAUGGCUUUCGACUUGGGAAUCCACCUACCUAGUGACCAACUCCAGUCAUUCGUGAAGAGCUUGACCGCCGAGGACGUCGAAGUCCGGAAACGUCUGUUUUGGAGUUGCUAUACGUGGGAUAAGAUUCUGUCGCUGUACCUUGGACGAAUGCCUGAAUUCACGCCCGAUACCGAAGAAGUGCCUCUGAAUUUCAUGGACGACUACAGUGAUAGCGACCUUUGGGCACCUUACUACGGCGAAACUCCUCAACCGGAGCUUGCCAACAAUCCGAACUAUCCCCCAUGCCCCGGCUAUGUUGUGUCCUGUUUUCGACAACUGUGCAAAAUCUGCGUCAUCCUCAACGAUCUGAUGCAGAACAUUUAUUCCCCGGAAGCUGCGGCCCGACGGGACUUGGAUGAAGAAGAAUAUUCGGGAGACACCAAAGCGGCCAACGAGGCGGCUUUCAUGCGCAUUUCCCGAGAUCUACGAGACUGGCUUAUAUGCCUGCCGUCUCACCUCAAGAUUAAUCUUGACCAAAUGUCAACCUUGGCGCCGCCGGUGCAUAUCAUGUCGCUCAACCUCCUGUAUCACACCACCCUAAUCCUCCUACAUCGACCUGUGAUCCUGGGGGCGCGUCAAAUGAACGCCCCAGGACCUGCCAGGUCAUAUCAGAUAUGCAACCAAGCCAUGGGAGCGAUCCACGACCUGAUCAUGCUGCAAGGGAAUACCUUUGGGCUUGCUCACCUUUCCUAUCUGAAUGCUUAUAGCGUUUACAUUGCAGCCACGAUAGCCAUCUUGCGGUUUGAAAGAGAGUACAAGCCGGACCAAGAUCCGUCGAUGGCGGCGCAGAAGAUAGGCCUGAGUUUCCUAUUGGAUGUGUUGCAAAAGGCGUCUAGCGCCAUGCCGGCGCUGGAAAGGAGCAAUGCCAUCAUUCGCAAACGGAUGAAGGCUGUUCUGGAACGGCAAAAGGCAUACCAAGCACGGCCAAGCUAUUCGAAUGGUUCCACCCCACCGAGAUUCAACAUGCCAACUUCAACAAGUCAACAGCUGGAUCUGGCGCAACCCACGGCUUUCCAAACACUAUCAAACCCAAACCCGGCGCUAGUCCCUGGACCGUUUUCACAUUCCCAACCCGAUACACCCGGAUCUUUUGGAGUGUCGAUGGCUUGGCCAUCUAACAUGAGGAGCAGUCUUUAUGCCGAGCCCACCCACGCGGUGGAAGAUUUUCUACCAGCUUUUCCAGGUCAACAGUUUCCUGUCGGCUCCGAACAUGGGUUUGGAAACAGUCACGUUGACCCUCACGCGAGAACUCCCUUACUGGGUUACAAUUUGGACCCUCAUCCGAGACUCAAUGCAGGUGAUAUCGAUUGGAAUUUCAUGGAUACGUUUGAAACGAACUCGGUGCAUGUGUGA
This is a messenger RNA of Capronia epimyces CBS 606.96, 2460 nucleotides long. RefSeq lists its product as uncharacterized. The coding region runs from base 1 to 2460 and encodes 819 amino acids. The record is from RefSeq and is a predicted model, not a curated record. Lineage: Eukaryota; Fungi; Ascomycota; Eurotiomycetes; Chaetothyriales; Herpotrichiellaceae. Gene Ontology annotation, molecular function: zinc ion binding; DNA-binding transcription factor activity, RNA polymerase II-specific; DNA binding. Gene Ontology annotation, biological process: DNA-templated transcription; regulation of DNA-templated transcription. The transcript is spliced from 4 exons.